Cryptomeria japonica (Japanese cedar) is the source of this 3493-nucleotide messenger RNA. RefSeq names its product probable inactive ATP-dependent zinc metalloprotease FTSHI 2, chloroplastic. The record is from RefSeq and is a predicted model, not a curated record. Gene Ontology annotation, molecular function: ATP hydrolysis activity; metalloendopeptidase activity; ATP-dependent peptidase activity. Gene Ontology annotation, cellular component: chloroplast thylakoid. The coding region runs from base 253 to 2871 and encodes 872 amino acids. Gene Ontology annotation, biological process: proteolysis. NCBI's taxonomy places the organism in Eukaryota, Viridiplantae, Streptophyta, Pinopsida, Cupressales, Cupressaceae. The transcript has 12 exons.
AGGAGGAUAAAGCCCUAACAUAAACCCAGGGAAGAGAGAGGAUGUUUGGUUGGGAUAAGGUCCAGACCCGACGCUUCCAUUUAACUCGCUCUAUUGAGCGUGCAAAGGGUGUGGAAGUUUUUCUCUCUGUAAUAAGCUUUCGUUCAACGAUCGGAAUUCCAAGUAAUAAGCUUGAUACCCGAAUUGAAAUUUAACUUCGAUCAGAGAAUUUCCGGACAACUGAAAAACUCUAUCUUGAUUGUUACGAAUAGCAUGGAGGCCAUUUCAUUUGCUUCGCAGUCCAUUACAAUGCGUGGGACCUCAACUUGGGGUGUUAAGCAGAAGAGAAGGAGAGGACGCUAUUUGCAGGCAAGAUGCGACAUCCACAACGAGGAAGAAAAAUUUCAAAGGUUUUCUGAAAUUGCCGUGUCAUUGACGAUAGUUUCAGCUGGAUUCCCCCAGGCAGCGGUAGCUGCAUCUGCAGAGGUAAAAAGGAAAAAAGUGUCAAAGAAAAAAGAGGUGGAGGCGAUGCCGUUGGAGGAGCGCAAGGCAUGGACUGCUGGGUUGCCCGUGGUGGCGGAUAAAAUUCCUUACACUGACAUUCUGGAAAUGAAAGCGCAAGGCAGGCUAAAACACAUUAUAAAGCAUCCACUGUCGCAGCCCAAGGCAAGGCCUGAGAUUAUCCUGGCUGUGUUCGAAGAUGACAGAGUGCUCAAGGUGGCUUUGCCGGCGCCCAACAGAGAUGCCAACUUUUGGAAUGAGUGGGACAGGUUAGAACUUGGCAAGGCCGUCAUUGAGGCCUACACUCCUCCCUUGCCAAAACCUCCGCCUACGCCCCGCCCUCUGCUUGAAUUUCUUGAGAGAGCGGGAAAUUAUCUGAGGAAUCAAAGUAGACAAGCGUUGCAACCAGCAAAGAGAAAAGGGGCAGAGGAUCCUCAGUUGCUGGAGGUACGGAGGAAAAGACUUCAAUUGGAGAGGCAGCGAAUUCAGGCAAAGGCGGAGCAGAAGCUCAGGGAGACGAGAGAAGCUCAGGCUCGCCGGCUGCAGAAACAGAUGGAGGAAAGGCAGCAGAGAGAAGAGGAACAAAAGCAGAGGCAACUUAAGAAACAGCAGCAAGCCGCUGUAAUUGAAAAGCCUUCUGACUUCUGGAGAAACCUUACUGCAAACGAACCUCUUGAGUAUGCCCUAGGGAUACUUUUCUUUAUGCUUUUUUAUGUUGUUUUUAUUCUAAGCCACAAGAAGCGCAGAAAGGACCACGAGGAUAGACAGAAAAUUUAUCAAGCUGAACAGGAGGAGAAAGAGAAAAUGAGGCAGCUGGACGAGGAUAUUGAUUCUUCUCUGAUGGGCGAGCUGAACGAAGAGGCUGAGAACAACGAACAGCUUAAGGCUAGUAUGCAGUUUCUGCGUUCAGGUGCCCGUGUUCGACGUGCCAAAGGUCCACGACGGCCUACAAAAUAUUUGGAUACUGAAAUUGAUGUUAAGUUCUCAGAUGUUGCUGGUUUGGGUGAAAUUAGGAAGGAGCUCGAAGAAAUCGUUGAAUUUUUCAAAUAUUCUGAGAUGUAUCGCAGGCGAGGAACCAAAAUUCCAUCUGGCAUACUCUUGUGUGGGGAACCUGGAACUGGGAAGACAUUACUAGCAAAAGCAGUAGCUGGUGAGGCAGGUGUUAGUUUUCUUUCAAUAUCAGCUUCCCAGUUUGUAGAGAUGUAUGUUGGAGUUGGUGCUUCUCGUGUUCGAGGCCUUUAUGAAGAAGCUAAAGAAAAUGCUCCUUCUGUUGUCUUCAUUGAUGAGCUGGAUGCUGUUGGAAGAACUCGUGGUAUCGUUAAAGGUUCUGGAGGACAAGAGCGUGAUGCCACAGUCAAUCAGCUUCUUACAUGCUUGGAUGGAUUUGAAGGGAAAGGAGAUGUGAUUACUAUUGCUGCCACCAACAGGCCAGAUGUUCUUGAUGCAGCACUAGUGAGACCUGGACGUUUUGAUCGGAAAAUUUAUAUCCCUAAGCCUUCAUUGGAAGGCCGUAUUGAGAUUUUAAAGCUUCAUGCGCAGAAGAAACCUAUGGCAGAUGAUGUGGAUUAUGAAGUUGUUGCGAGAUUAACAGAGGGUAUGGCUGGAGCUGAUCUAGCAAACAUACUUGAUGUGGCAGCUCUCAAUAUAAUACAUGAUGGAAGAAGUGAGAUUACUACUGAUGAUUUAAUUGAAGCAAUAAAUAAGGAGGAUGGUGCAUUAGAAAUAGAAAUGAGGCGCAGUAUGGACUACUUACAAAAGCUAGCUCUGAAUGAGGCAGCAUCUGUUGUUGUUUCUCUUAACUUCAUCGAUUUAAAGGACAUUCGGAUGGUAACCAUUGCAUCAAGAGCUGGACGAAUGCAAGGAGCAGCACGUUUUCACAUGGAUGUGGGAAAGUUUAUGGUACCAUCUAUCAGUCGGCAGACAGUGCUAGACCACAUUACUGUUCAGCUAGCUGCACGUGCAGCUGAUGAAAUUUGGAAUGGACCUGAACAGUUUAGCACAAUCUGGGCAAACACAUUUCAGAAUGCCAGAGUAGCUGCUCGAGAGCUUGUAUUUGCUGGCCUUUCUGAUAAGAAAGAGUUGUAUGCACUAUAUGAUUGUUUGUAUGAAGUGGAUCAAAUCAAUGAGAUUGAUGCGGAAGCACUGAAAAUUGUUAAUAUAUGCUAUGAACGCGCAAAAAAGAUUUUACUUCGGAACCGUAGACUUGUGGAUGUUAUGAUGGAUGAACUAAUUACUAAGGAAACCCUCAAAAAGGAGAACAUUGUCCAAUUAGCAGACAAAUAUGGUCAUUUUGAUCCUGUACCGCCACAGCCUCUUGAUGUCAGAAAUUCUAGACUAGCAGAAUUUCGAGAAAAGAUGAAAAGGGGAAAGCAUAUUUUAAAUCCACGAUAAAGAUAAGAGGAUGACCAAGAUGUUGGAAACUUGUUAACAUCAAGUUCAAUGCCAACUUAAUCUAUAUGGGAGUUUUUGACUCUAAUUUCUUUCUCUCGCGGGAAAUUUAUCAACAUAUAAUCUUGUGAUUAUUUGGGUUCACAAUUCAUUAUUAGACAUGCUUAAUUCAGAAUCUUGAUCUUAUUCUUAAUGCUACAGUCUUGGUCUCAUGCAUUUGCCACCUUUUCAUGGCAUACAGUAUAGGAAUAGAAAAUAAAAAAUAAAAAGAUGUGUUAUAUUUAUAUCUUAGUACGACAUUGGCCAGUGGCUAUAUAAGAUACAUAAACAUUGUGUUACACAUGGGCAUGACUACUGCUCUUAUUUGAAUUGAAUGGGUGGGUUUGUACGUGAUGUUCGGGCUUGUUGCUGGCCGACAAUUUUGAUAUGGCCUCUGCCUUUUUAUGUUCAUCUUUCGACAUUAAUAAAGGGAGUGCUAUCACAUUUCUUGCUACAUUGUAUUCUCCAUGUAUCGAGAGAAGUGUGUACGAUACAUAAUGAUGAUGAGAGUAUGACAUGUUUCUACAGGUGUUCCUUUGGACACUUCUAUUUGUGAUUUUAUCUAUGUUUCCAUCGGAAGAGCUUA